Molecule: messenger RNA, 1029 nt
Organism: Pelodiscus sinensis (Chinese soft-shelled turtle)
Lineage: Eukaryota; Metazoa; Chordata; Testudines; Trionychidae
Product: putative olfactory receptor 10D4
Biological process (GO): G protein-coupled receptor signaling pathway
Cellular component (GO): membrane
Molecular function (GO): G protein-coupled receptor activity; olfactory receptor activity
Source: RefSeq, a predicted model, not a curated record
AUGGAGAAACUAAAUAAAUCCUUUGCAUCAGUCUCCAUGGCUGACAACAAGCUUGUGGACCAGGGGGAUCCGGUGGAUAUAGUGACCGAGACCCAUGUGGGGCCGGCCAACCACAGUAUGGUGAAUUACUUCAUCCUUCUGGGGAUCCCAAACACCGAUGGCCUCCAGACCAUCCUCUUCUUCACCUUCUUAGCCUUCUACCUCUGCACCCUGCUGGGCAACCUGCUCAUCUUCUCAGCCGUCCUCGCCGACCCCAGCCUGCACACCCCCAUGUACUUCUUCCUCGGCAACCUCGCUGUGCUUGACAUUGGUUUUUCCUCCAUCAGUACCCCUAAAUUUCUGGCCAACCUCUGGGCCAACAGUAGAACCAUCUCUCUGGGCGGGUGCAUGGCCCAGGUCUUCUUCUAUCACUUCCUGGGCAGCACCGAGUGCCUGCUCUACACGGUCAUGGCCUUAGACCGGUACGUGGCCAUUUGCUACCCGCUGCGCUACCUGGUCAUCAUGAACUGGCGGGUGUGCACUCUCCUGGCUGCCGGCACCUGGAUCACCAGCUCCUUCCACGCCACCAUCCUCACCAGCCUGACCUUCACGCUGCCCUACUGUAGGUCCAACGUGGUGGACUAUUUUUUCUGUGACAUAUUCCCUGUGGCCAAGCUGGCCUGUGGGGACACGUACAUCAUUGAGACCGUGACCUUCACCAACACUGGAAUGGUGCCCAUGACUUGCUUCACUCUCAUCCUCGUGUCCUACGUCCGCAUUGUCUACACCGUUGUGAAGAUGAAUUCGGGUGAAGGGCGGCGCAAAGCGGCCUCCACUUGCGCCUCCCAUCUGGCGGUGGUGAUGCUCUUCUUCGGGCCCUGUGCUUUGAUCUACACCCAGCCCCAGCUGAGCAAAGUGCUGGUGACCCCUGUGCAGAUCUUCGGCAAUGUGGUCACACCCAUGCUGAACCCGCUCAUCUACACCCUGCGGAAUAAGGAGGUGAAGACAGCUCUGAGAAAACUAAGAGGGGGUCAGACACCAGCACGUUGA